This is a messenger RNA of Odontomachus brunneus, 769 nucleotides long. RefSeq lists its product as uncharacterized. Lineage: Eukaryota; Metazoa; Arthropoda; Insecta; Hymenoptera; Formicidae. The transcript is spliced from 5 exons. Bases 65 to 688 code for a protein of 207 amino acids. Gene Ontology annotation, cellular component: mitochondrial large ribosomal subunit; mitochondrion. The record is from RefSeq and is a predicted model, not a curated record.
UGCUGCUAUUGCUGCUGACAACACCGUGUGCACGGCUGCGACGACGACGACGAGUGCGGAGAAGAUGGCGGCGCUCAUCAGGCAUGGCUUGCUCGCCAACGCUCUCAAGAGUACCUCGAUCACCGUACGCACCGCCACCACUAACAAGGCGAAAGAGUUUCGUCGCGAGAGGCGUCUGAUGGACGUGAGGGCGAGGAUCAACGCCGUCCGGGAUUCCCUGGGUGCGCGUGGAUUUCUGAGGCCACAAAGGGGUUAUGAGCCACCUGAGGACGCGACCGUGAGAUUCGACAAGAUCUGCGGAAGUCAAGCGAUCUCUCCGGACGACGACGUCAAACUUGAGGAUCCUCAUCUGCGUUUUAAACUCUUGGUCGCCUGCGAGGAGGAGUUCGAACAUAACGUGCCGAAUUCGCUGCUUUACACCAUCGAAAAUAUCGGGGACUUGAGACAAUUUUAUCUGACACCGGUCGACUGCACGACACCGUACGAGGCGUUGGGUAGGAUACAGUUGCCCAAGAAUUUACAUGUUCAACAGGAAUAUCACAGGUUCCAUCCGGACACCGACACUAUGUUCAAUGGCAAGACCGCCUUUCCGCAAAGCUCCACUAUCGUGACCGGCCUCAAGUAUAAGAAAAAAUAUCCCGGACACCGACAGGGAAAUCCGCACUUGGACGAGAUGAUGAAAAUCUGAACUGUAUCGUUGAUAAAUCAAUGUCGGCUGUAGCGGCAAGGAGUGGAAGUUUGAGGCAAUAAAAUUAUUACUAUAACACGA